AUGACAACUGCGCCGGACACAAAUGACAACCCAGAUCUUCAUGACGGAGCUUGCUCUACAUGUCGACGCAAGAAACAGAAAUGCUCUCGCGAAGAACCUUGCCGAGCCUGCAUUUCGAGCGGCUCCGAUUGUAUUUAUGAGAACGCUCAGCGUCGCGGCGCCAAGCCUGGAUAUAUAGAUACCCUCAUCAAACGCAUGGACACACUCGAGGCGUUGGUUUUGGGACAAUCAAUGCUGCUUGGGCCUGCCAUUACUCCCACCAAGGAUGCGUCAGAUGAUCCGCCGGACCUGGGUGAGAUGCUGCAAUUGGUUCGACAACGGCUACUUCAGCAAAACAGGAAAAGACGGCGGACUCACAGCGCUUCCAAUUGCUCGUCACCAUCGGCUACAUCUGUUUUGGUCCCACUAAGUCACUCUAAAGGGCGCGGGAAUAACGAUGCCUCCUCGGCGGUGCACUUAUCGGGGGCCUCUCCCAAGGCGUCUGUUCCGCCACUCCACAUGAUGCGAGAACUUGUCAAUAUUUACUUUAACCGCAUACACCCGUGGAUACCCAUUUUACACAGACCGGAUAUUGAGGCAGCGUUGGAAACUCAAAAUGGAAGUCUCCCUGAUAUUGUGCUGCUAGCUAUGACUGCGGUCAGCAUCCGAUUCUACACUUCUGACCGCCAGAUCCAGGACCUAUACAGUCGUCGAUGCCAUGACGCUGUGGUUCUUGCCUGUAUGGAUCGUUUUUCGGUGCAAACGCUGCAGGCAAGUAUAAUCCUCGCGUUCAACACAAUCGGCAGUGGUAAAGGGCCCACGAGUUGGUCUAUAGUUUCGUCUGCAACUCGAAUUGUGGAACAGCUAGGAUUGGCCGUGGAAGACGAAGGAAUGUCGCAAAACAGGCUUCUUAAUCGCAUAGGGUUUUUACCGCCAGCGAGGAAUUGGACGGAAAAAGAAUCUCUCCGGAGAAUAUUUUGGUGCAUCUUCCUCUUGGAUCGGUUUUGCUCUGUCGCUACCGGCUGGAAUACUGGACUAUCUAUUGACCACAUCAAGAGGCGUCUCCCUGUCGAGGGGUGCUUCUGGAGAGACCAAGUGAAUAAAACCGCAAAGUUUUUUGACAUUGACAGCAACAAAAUAGAGCCAGAUGUCGACACAGAUGCCAUGGGGGGGCUGGCAUACCUCAUCGAAGCAUCCGAGUGCCUGAAUCGUGUUGCAACCUUUCUUCUGCAAGAGUCCGUCGAUCUUUCCAACAGUGAAAGUUUGCGGCAAUGGUUUGAGAGAUUCCAAUCGCUGGAUGCUAUGCUUAUACGUUGGAAAACCUUCCUUCCUACACGAUGGCAGGUUGCAGGCAUUGAUGCCACUGGCAAAAUGGAUGAAAAUCUUACGCUCGCUCACAUCACGCACAACACUAGUGUCAUCAUGCUGCACCAGGUCAUGGCGUAUCCGGACGCGGUUCUACGCAGUCGCUUGCCAACCGAGAAUGCUGCCAAAACAUGCAUAUUGGCGGCUGGUGAGAUUGCAACAAUAGCCGCCAAAUUUAUUGCUAACACAGUCGUGGUCAUACCGCCCACGCUGAGUUUUUGCCUGUUUAUUGCCGCAAGGGCUUUGCUCGCUGAUGCCAACCACUCAAACACACCAGUGGAUACUAACUUUGAGAUACUGCUCCAAGCUCUUCAAGAGGGCUCAUCCCGGUGGGUUGGCCCCGACGGCUCCACGGAGAGGGACAACUUGGCGGGCCAAUUUGCCGACAGACUCGACGCUGCUUGGAAGUCUCGGUCACCUGUUAAUAUCCGUACGGUCGCUUUUGAAGACGACCAUAGCACGUUCCCCAUAUCCUUUGCGAGUCCGCCGAUACCGGACAUAUUUCGCGAUGCUUCCGCCAAUCUUUCGUCCACGUUUGGUGCAAUGGUGCCAGAGCCUUACAACGACCCGGAUAUGGACUUUCAAAGCUUCGAUCGUAUCUUUACUUGGACCGACGAAAUGAUUGACAACGGUCUGAAUUUACCAUGA
Trichoderma harzianum CBS 226.95 is the source of this 1992-nucleotide messenger RNA. RefSeq lists its product as hypothetical. Gene Ontology annotation, biological process: DNA-templated transcription; regulation of DNA-templated transcription. Bases 1 to 1992 code for a protein of 663 amino acids. The transcript has a single exon. NCBI's taxonomy places the organism in Eukaryota, Fungi, Ascomycota, Sordariomycetes, Hypocreales, Hypocreaceae. Gene Ontology annotation, molecular function: DNA binding; DNA-binding transcription factor activity, RNA polymerase II-specific; zinc ion binding. The record is from RefSeq and is a predicted model, not a curated record. Gene Ontology annotation, cellular component: nucleus.